CAAGGUCGACUUGAUCGAGCGUAAACCAGUCUGCAAUGACGUGUUGGCGGGAAAAUUUUCAGAAGGUUCCAAGCGACUGUAAAGGGAAAUUUUAAGGAAGCCAAUACAAUUUGACACCAAAUGAAAGUGAAAGUUGAAAAUCUAGAACUGAUGUAAACAGCGGCAGAGAUCAAAGACAAGAGACAGACUGAACCAGGCCAUGAAACCAUGUCAGCAGCCAAAAAUAGAUCUCUAGACUGGUCAAGAUGUGCAGAAGGUUUUGCUGACUUCGACAUUGACAGAGGAAAUACUACCAAAAAGAGGGCUGAGCCGGUGAAAAGAAAAUCUUCCGAAUCAGCCUUCAGUCAUGGAAAUAUAUUUGAAAAACUGGCCUUUGGUUAUGAGGAUGAGAAAAGUCAAAGCAUAACAUGGAGUUCAAGUGAAGAUGAGAAAGAAAAAGAAAUAAAGAUCACCCCAGUUGUGAAAAAGACAAAACGUCAGACCACACCAAAGAAGACAGCUUCUGCAAGGAGAUCAACUAGAAGUAGCAAUAGAUCACAGAAAGUACCGUUACCACAUGAUACCGUAGAAAUUAUAGAUUUAGAAGAUGAUGCAGAAAGUGUGCCCACAUCUAAACAAUUCAAGAGUGAAAGUCCUGUCAAGAUGACACAGAAGAAAUCUUUGAGAAGUGAUAGUGUUGAAAUUAUAGAUUUGGAGGAUACAAACUUGAAGGAUAUAAAGUUUAAAAAGAGAUCACUGAAGAAAUCUUUACUAGAGGACAGUCCGGAGAUAAUAGAUCUUGAGAAUGAUUCUGAUAUUGUACCUACAUCUCAGCCAACACAGGAUGCCACCUCUGUGAAAUCUGAGGAUUUGAUUGGCAUUAAUGAUUAUGACUCUGAUUUGGAGAUAGAGAAAGGUGAAAGGAAGUCUUCUAAAGCCAAGGAUAUUAAAGAAUCAGAAAGCCAGGUUUCAAUAUAUGAGGACAGUUCCCAGAAUUCCACAUCUCCUGAUACCCAGACUUGUACAGGAGUAAAGGCUAGUGAUUGGCUUAAGUCCUUACAGCUAAAAACUCCAAGUAAAUCUGAUUACCAGGGAGAGAAAUUAGAGCCGGAGGAUUCAGCAAAGAAAAGAAAGAAACAUUCAAAGGGCGGCUUAGCAGAACAGUUGAGCAGACUUCAGUCCAGGGAUAAAUCAGCUGUAAGAAUGUGGUAUCAUCAACAAGGAAAACCAUCUGCUUCACAGGAUUCCAAAUCCAUACAACUGGAAGUGGUGGGGUAUGAGAACCUUUAUUCUAUGCAGCUGGUGAAAUGUGUUCUUUAUAAGACCCCUGAGGCAAAUCAACUAGGUAAUGAUUUGAAAGACAAAAAUGCAGGUGAAGAAAAGGAGGAUAAACUGCUCAAAUCAAAAAACACGCCACAUGACAGAGAGUCUGAGGAAAAACGGCUUGUCAUGUUCCCAGCAAGUCAGUCUGAGCAGCUGAACCUACAGAUUGGAAGCCGAUUUAAGAUUUUUCCACCAUGGCAGCAGCUGGAGUUGAAUGACGGGCAGCAGAUACUGUUGUGUACAAAGUACUGUCAUGUUGUACAACAUCCUGAUGUUACUCCCGUAAACAUACCUAGAAGUGACGUCAAGCUGAAAGAUGUUGUGUCAGCAAAGUGGAAUUGCCCAUGUGUUCAAGGUUUAUGUCGCAGUCAGACACUUUGUCCAGCGUAUCAGUUUCCAGCUAUUCCUGGACAGUUUCAGGAAACUGUUCCUUCUCAAGAGGGUACCUCAGCUCAGGGAAAAGAUUCAAACUCAAACUUGCUCAAGUCAUCAGAUAAACCUCCCACCACUCAUUUAUACACAGUCUCAUCUAGACCAUAUGACUCAAUAUCUGAUACAUGUAGAAGCUUGAAAGAGUCAGGCAAUUUUGACUCCUUAUUGAAGAGUAUAGAAGCUUGCCGGACAGCUGUAGAUGGUGGGGGAGAUGGGUACAGUGGAACUGUAUCAUUUAGUGGCCAUGUGCAUAGGGCAGUUACUGUAAGAAAUGGCAGUUCUAAAACAAGGUGUCACUUGUUGGUAGAGGACAAGUUUGGAAGCAUAUGCGAAAUACAGCUAUCUACCAAAUCCCUGACGAAGGCUGGCUUAAGUGCAAGCUCCUGUGAGAGCAAAACCUUCAGGUUUUCUGGUCUCACUGUUCAUGGUAGAUUUAUCAGGGAUAGACAUGAGAAUUUGUUUACUAUGGUCGACAGUGUCUGGUCAGGCAAAUGCCUGGUUGAUAGUCAAGAUAGCUCAGAGUCACAAAAUAUACUGGUGAGUAUACUACAUCAGAAAUAA
Mercenaria mercenaria is the source of this 2295-nucleotide messenger RNA. RefSeq names its product DNA repair-scaffolding protein-like. Gene Ontology annotation, biological process: double-strand break repair via homologous recombination; regulation of establishment of protein localization to chromosome. The coding region runs from base 208 to 2295 and encodes 695 amino acids. The record is from RefSeq and is a predicted model, not a curated record. Gene Ontology annotation, cellular component: nucleoplasm; nuclear chromosome. Lineage: Eukaryota; Metazoa; Mollusca; Bivalvia; Venerida; Veneridae. The transcript has 16 exons.